Molecule: messenger RNA, 2171 nt
Organism: Physcomitrium patens
Lineage: Eukaryota; Viridiplantae; Streptophyta; Bryopsida; Funariales; Funariaceae
Source: RefSeq, a predicted model, not a curated record
ACUCGGGGUUCUGUGUUGUGGGGCAGCAUCGUCAUCCGUGCGUGAGGGAGGGCAGACAAAUGCCCAGACCGUCGUUUGCAUGCAUGGUGGGUGGGGGUGGCUUGGAUGGUUUCUUGCGUUCUCCGCCCUUCCGCGCCGCCGCAGACGCGUCGAAUGCCCUGGUGGGCUCUUCUUCGAGGGAAGUCUGUUGAGGUUGACUGCUGCGUUCGCUGAUGUGGGGUACCACCAAGGGGAUUUCGUGUUUAGCUUCUGGAUUUUGUGGCUUGUCUCGUCGUUUUCGAUGUUGCGUGGAGGAGUACGUGAUGGGCAGGUCGCUCGAGUGUUAAGGUGGUGAUGAAUGUGAGGGAUAGCAAGUGUGUGUGUGUGAGAGAGACAGAGAGAGAGAGCGGGGAGGAAAGAGAGCUUGAGCUGGGUGGAGAGUGUGUGAUUGCUGCGAGUGGGGGUGUUGGGUUUGGUGGUUGUGGUGCCGAGGACCUAGUGUAGUGGAGUCUGUGAUUGAGUUGGGUGGGGUUGGGGUGAGAAGGUGCCAGAUGUGAAUAUGUGGCGAUCUCCAUUUUAGAUCCACAGUUUCUGCGGUUAUUAUGGUGGUGACAAAAGAUCCUUGAUUUGUGUUCGAGGUCGAUAGAUGGAUUUUUAUUUCUCUUGGGAAGCAGAAUCUUUACGCCCGCUCUAACUGUGUUGUCCGCCUGGUUGGAGUUGAGAGGAGUGGCUCAUUGGCGUGACUGCAUUUAUUUUUUCACAUUGCAUCAGAGAAUUGGGUAUAUCGAGGGGAAAACGACCGUCAAAAUAUAUUCCUAACUUUUAUUAGGCCUAGUUGACGUUCUCAGGGUGCACAGCCGACAUCUAUUGAUAAGUUUCAUCGCAACCCUAGCGACAUUCGUUUUUCACGAUCCAUUUUAUUGAUCCGCUCCACUCCUCCGGUUUCAACUUGAUCUCUUCUCGGAAUCAAUCCAAUCAGGACUGCCCAGGACCAUCAUCACACGACGAACGGAUGGCGGAGUAUGAAGAAAAUUUUGCAGCAGGACCAGUUCCAUCUGAAGAGCCUCAGAAACGAAUGGAAGACACAGAAGUUGCACUUCAGAAAGUCUUACACGAUUGGGUAGGAAAUAUCAAUACCAAGCCGGUCUCUAUUAUUGCAAGACUGCGCACUGUCGUGCGUCUGCACAAGUUACCUUCGAACGUUAACCACUUCACGUUGGCUGACGCUGUCAGUUGGACGCGUCAGGGACGACCUUGGAGAGGACUCCUGAUCGCUGUAGUGGCCUUAGCCUCUUUAUUAGCACUGACGGGAAUGGUGGCAGUGGCACUUCUUUUUAUCUCAUCUACCCUUAAUGCUGCUCUUGCAAGUUUCUUGGUGACCGUUUCUACAGUUGGUUUUAUCAUGGCGUUUUUCUUCUCAUCCAUCACUGUCUUUUACGUGGGAGCGCUCGGCUUUGGCGGUCUCACGAUAGGCUCGAUUGCAUUUUUUAGCGUUUGGGCAGUCAUCAUUCUCUCUGGGUGGGCAGCAAUCGCUUGGAUCGUCUGGCAAGGGCUAAGGAAAGCUUUUCAGCUUGGACGGCAUUUGGUGUUUUUAGCUGGUUCUUCUCUGUCCUCUUCUCCAGCUACACAGGAGCUACAACGCGUCUGGGUCACGUUCAAGUCCUCUCUGCCUCUGUUCAAGGCACAGAAAAUAGCGAUGGAUUAACCAUAAGAAUUACGCCUCCAACAUUACACAGUUAACAGUGUAGUCGUGCAAGGUCUGCACGAAACCAGGAGAGUUAUCUUUAUCUUCGUCGGGCUGUAGUCGAUACUAUGCUGCUUGUACAUAACCACAUUAAAAGGCAAAAAAGUUGAUAAUACCCGUAGUUGAACUGAGCACCAUAUAAUCAAUAGAUAGCGGAGUAGAACACUACGUGUAGGAACCAUUCAAAUCACCUCACGUUGUAUCAUGGACUAGCUGCUGCCUAUUUUGUAGCAACAAUAGCGACCGUAGGGCUAUACUCAUUCAUCAUCGAGCUUGAUGUUCAUGUAGAUCAUUUUUUUUUGACAGAAGUUGUAAUUCACAGCUUCUACAGCCACACAGAGAACAAAUAAGUAGAUUAUUCAUGUGAUGAGUCUCCGAGACUGCAUCGUACGUCGAUUCUAUUGUUCAUGGAUACUGCCUAAUUGAGAAUUCGUUCCAGUGUAUCAAA